GGAGGGGCCGAGUGGUUGAGCCCAGCGCUGCGCAGUUGGACGCUUGACUGGGGCGCGAGAGGGCGACGCCAGUCUUGCAGCGCCGAGCAAAAACCAGAACCAGCAGAGCAUCUCCAGGCCUCGUGUUCUGAGGAACCACUCGUGAAAAGGCUGCUCGGGUCCUGUCACUUGACAGGGAGCUCCAGGGCCGGCAGGAUGGGGUCCGCCUGCAUCAAAGUCACCAAGUACUUUCUCUUCCUCUUCAACUUGCUCUUCUUUAUCCUGGGCGGAGUGAUCCUGGGCUUCGGGGUGUGGAUCCUGGCUGACAAGAGCAGUUUCAUCUUUGUCCUACAGACCUCCUCCAGCUUGUUCAGUGUGGGGGCCUACGUCUUCAUCGGCGUGGGGGCCCUCACCAUGCUCAUAGGCUUGCUGGGCUGCAUCGGCGCCGUGAACGAGGUCCGCUGCCUGCUGGGGCUGUACUUUGUCUUCCUCCUCCUGAUCCUCGUCGCCCAGGUGACUGCUGGUGUCCUCUUCUACUUCAACAUGGGCAAGGUGAAGCAGGAGGUGGGCGGCAUCGUGGCCAAGCUCAUCCAGGACUACAAGGACGGCGAGGAGGACAGGCUGCAGCAGGGCUGGGACUACGUGCAGGCGCAGGGCCAGUGCUGUGGCUGGACCAGCCCCUACAACUGGACAGAAAACACUGAGCUCAUGAAUCGCACCACGGUCACCUAUCCCUGCUCCUGCGAGGUCAAGGACGACAACAACAGCAGCCACCUUGUGAGGAAGGGCUUCUGCGAGGAUCCCAGCAGCAACGUGACCCAGAGUGGCAACAAUCCCGAUGACUGGCCCGUGUAUAAGGAUGGCUGCAUGCAGAAGGUGCAGCAGUGGCUGCAGGACAACCUGGGCGUCAUCCUGGGCGUGUGUGUGGGCAUCGCCAUCAUUGAGCUCCUGGGGAUGCUCCUGUCCAUCUGCUUGUGCCGGCACAUCCAUUCCGAAGACUACAGCAAGGUCCCCAAGUACUGAGACAGCUGCCGUCCCCACCUCCCUGCCUGUCCGCCGACCUCGGGGCUCUCCCUGGCUCCCUCCUCCGGGCCUGCCUUCAACUCACCGCCGAGGCCCCUUGUCCAUCCUGUGCUGGCUGGCAAUGAGGGGCCUUCUGGGGCCUGGACCCCACUCCCUGCCUUUCGCCUCCAGCCUUGAGCCCGGCUGUUCUGUGGCUCCUCCGCUCACUGCCCACCAGGGUUCUCUGAGCAGCUCAGAGAACACACCCUCUGCAGCAUGCCUGCACAGGUGGGCUGGGUCUCUACCUGCCUUUGGGGAUGUAUAUAUUAUAUGGGGGAAGUGUAUUAAAAUGGGGGGGAUGUAGAUAAGGUACCCUGGGCUGUCAGGGGACUGCCCACUGCGUGGGUCAACUUCUUUUCCACUAUUAGGCUUAGAUCUUUGGCUUUCACGUUCUCAUGAAAGGUUGUGGGAGAGGGUGGGCUUUACCUGCUGUUGGGGGCAGCACCCCUUCCCCAGGCCUAGCCCGGCCCCACCCAGGCAGCUCAGAUCCGCCGGGGCCGUCCAUGUCCUGGGAGCAAGACCCGGAUGAGCUUGGCCGAAUGGGGUCUGGCCCAGCCCCGGGCUGCUUAGGGAAUCAGGGUGCAUCCUCGGGGUGUGGCACAGAGCUGGCCCUGCAUCCUCGGACUGUCCGGGCGGGAAGGAUGCUGUCCCUUGUCCUUUGCCUCCCGGGGAGUGGGUGGGUGAGGCUGCGCUUUGUAGGGGAGUGGGAAGGGGCUCCGCGCACAGCUCUGUAAAUCAUACUCAAGAUUGGAAGACUAUUAAAGAGAAUUUGUAACAACCUA
This is a messenger RNA of Artibeus jamaicensis (Jamaican fruit-eating bat), 1823 nucleotides long. It is a transcript of the gene CD82, whose product is annotated as CD82 molecule. NCBI's taxonomy places the organism in Eukaryota, Metazoa, Chordata, Mammalia, Chiroptera, Phyllostomidae. The coding region runs from base 196 to 1002 and encodes 268 amino acids. Gene Ontology annotation, cellular component: membrane. The transcript is spliced from 10 exons. The record is from RefSeq and is a predicted model, not a curated record.